Notolabrus celidotus (New Zealand spotty) is the source of this 2596-nucleotide messenger RNA. Its product is annotated as protein mono-ADP-ribosyltransferase PARP12-like. The transcript has 11 exons. The coding region runs from base 254 to 2377 and encodes 707 amino acids. Gene Ontology annotation, molecular function: NAD+ poly-ADP-ribosyltransferase activity; metal ion binding. NCBI's taxonomy places the organism in Eukaryota, Metazoa, Chordata, Actinopteri, Labriformes, Labridae. The record is from RefSeq and is a predicted model, not a curated record.
UAGAUAGAAAUGUAUCAAUAUAAAUACAACUAGACUAGUAGGCUUCCUAGCACCCACACUUGUAGAUUGUUGAUAUAAAGAGGCGUGUUAAUGACUAACACAUAUUUUAGGAGCCUGUCUUACCACUGAGUAUCACAUUCUUUCUUUCUUUUGUUUCUGGUUUCACUUCAGUUUAUCUACCACUCUAUAGCCAAGAGGAGCCUUCCAGCUCUUCUGUUAAAACUAUUCAGGUUACUGAGAUUAAUUUAUCAGGAUGGCUUCAGUGGUCUCUGAAUUCAUCACCAAGACCCUCUGCGACAACCAGGGCUGCCUGAACUUCAGGAGCCUGGAUGAGAAGAUAAAACAGAAGUACACUGUAUCAGAAGAGGUCCUGAGGAGCCUCCUCUUCGACAAAGAUAAAAUAGCCAUCAAAGAAGUCAAGCAGACAGUAACAGGCAGUCAGAUACUCAGUCCUGAUAGUCUGAUAGUGGCUAAAACUGGUCUGCGUCUCUGUCAGGAGAAACCCGGAGAAUGCUCACAGUGCGAUGGGUUACACCUGUGCAGGUACUAUGUUUGUGGAGGAUGCACAUAUGGACCAAAGUGUAAAAAGAACCACAGCCUGACUUUUGAAAACAACGCAGAGCUUUUGAAGAAACAUGGUCUUCAGGAUCUGACUGAUGAACAGCUGUUCCAGCUGUUACUGCAGAAUGAUCCCUCUCUGCUUCCAGAGAUCUGCCCAUUUUACAACAAGGGUAAUGGUUUGCACGGUUCCUGCAAGAAGACGACGUCCUGCAACAAGCUCCACGCCUGCCAGCACUUUUUCCAGGACAACUGUAAGUUUGGCUCCUCCUGUAAGAGAGUCCAUAAUGUCAGUGAGUGUGACAUGAAGAUUCUCAGAGGAUUCAGUCAGGAGAAUAUUACGAACCUUAAUGAGAUCUACAAAAAUAAGUUCAUCAUCAUCAUGGCUCAACAGGAGAAGCAAGCUGCUGCUGAUGCAGAGGUUAAAGGCCCUCUCCAGAAGCCCUCCCAAAGCAACCCUGGAUCCUCUGGUUGUCUUUCUAAACCUGUGAGUGAUGCUGACAAGAAUGAAAUCUGCCUCUUCUUCCUCCGUGGGGACUGCAGAUACAAAGAGAAGUGUGCUCGUGACCACUGGAACCUACCUUAUAGGUGGCAGGUGUUAGGCAGUGACGGAGUGACCUGGAAGGACCUGCCUGACAUGGAGGACAUCGAGAAGGCCUACUGUGACCCAGGACGUGACACAAGCUGCGUUGAUCAACCCACACACACAUUGGGCACUUUCAGAUUUCUGUCACUUCGAGGCAGCACAUCGCCAAAGGAGCCGCCAGUUGACUUCACGACCAUGACACAGGGAGGGUCUCCUGUUCGUCGCCUCUCUACUGUCUCCACUGCCCUGAGGCCUCCUCACUUUAUUCUUACAACACAGUGGCUGUGGUACUGGAAGGUUGACGAUGUAGAGUGGCGGGAGUUUGGACAGGGUGUAGCUGACACAUCAGCUUCCGUCACCUCUCAAACUCUGGAGAACGUUUUCCUGGAAGACAGUGAUACAGAGAUUCCAUUUGAUGCAGAUGGACAGAAGUAUAUUCUCAACUUCAAAGGUGAACCAGGAGACCAUCAGAUGUAUCAGCAAAAUGUACAAUACAAAACAAAGAGAGAGGUCAGACGGAGGCCUCACUUUGUGUCUGCUCAGGAUGUGGAGAAGGAGCUUAAGAGCGAGUCAGCACAAUGCUCCUCCACAGCUGAGAGUGUCCCACCCGUCUGGGAUAAGAAUGCAUUACCAAAUUUUGGGUAUAAGCUCGUGCCCCUCACUGACGGUGAGGACUACAACAUGAUUGAAAUGUUGUUUAUGCGCACCAUGCCCAAGAGUAAAAUUCACAAAAUCCGGAGGAUCCAGAACCCUUCUCUGUGGAGAGUGUUUCAAUGGCAAAAAGAGCAAAUGAAGGGGAGGAAUGGAGGGAAACCUGUGAAUCAGCUGUACUUGUUCCACGGGACUAGACAGUCGCUGAUUGAUGCCAUCUGUGACCAAAACUUCGACUGGAGGAUGUGUGGUGUAAAUGGCACUCUCUAUGGCAAAGGGAGCUACUUUGCCAGAGAUGCAUCCUACUCAGACAGGUAUGUCCCCUACUCGGACAAAGAUACCCCGGACUCUGACUUGGAUGAAAAUACAACAGUCAACAGACAGCCGGUGAAGACCAUGUUUGUUGCUCUGGUCCUGGUGGGGGAGUACACCCAGGGGAACAGCAGCUAUGUCCGACCUCCGCCAAAAGAAGACAGCAAAACCCACUACGACAGCUGUGUCGACAGGGAGAGCGAUCCGAGCAUCUAUGUUGUCUUUGAAAAACAACAGAUUUAUCCCGAGUACCUCAUCACUUACUCAUAAAGCUGUUCCUUACCUGAAAACACUCUCUUAUGAGAUGUUUUUAGUGUAACUGGAAGAAGCUAGUGGCUCUGCUAACAGUUACAGACUUAGUCUAGUUGAAUGUUAUUAGCUGCAGUAGCAUUUUGAAUGCAGGGUUGUUGUUUUUCUAUAUGUAAUGUGGUACACUGUAGCAUUUACACUUGUAAAAAAAAAAAAAAGGGAAAAUGUUAACUUUUUUUU